GUCAAACGCGUGAUUGGGCAGAUUGGACGAUGAUACGUCGACACGUGUAGAUACACGCACGUAGAACGUGUGCGUAUUUAACGUUUAUAAAGAUGAACCGUUGCCACGAGAGCGGCAGCGCCAACCGUCGUAACUCCGCGUAGCUUUACAAUCAGUAAGUAACAACCUGCUGCGUAGCGGACCGAGGCGGAUGGAAGUCACACGACAGAGUAGAAAAGUUGACAACUAUUCGCGUGUACGGUUGGAAAGGUAUUGAAAAGAAAGAUACAGAUUUAUCCUGUCGGAAUACGGGAAGCGCAAGAAAAAAAUACGGAAGAUUUCCUCGUCGACCCCAUGUGAGAUGGUAUACGUAAUAUUGUUUGACGGUUGCCGUUGGAUUGAAUGAGCAGCUCGGUCCCAGCGCCGGAGGAGGAAGAAUUACAUCAGAUGAUCAGUCAACUGCUCGCGGAGUAGGAAGAGGAAGAUAGCGAAAUAUAGAGAGAUAAUGAGAUAGAGAGAGGGAGAAGUAGCGCGCGUGAAUGGUAAUGCUUCAAUGCUUCAAAUACCGCCGAUACAUGGGAAAACUAGGAAGAGCCAAAGUCCCGAUCUAAAAAAACGAACGACCAUUCGUUUAUACUAAUUGUUUGGAGUAACGAAAUAGAAGGUCAAGCGCGAACGAACGUAUAACCGAGUAAAUUUUACCCGGGUGAUGACCGGAUACAUGGCAAAAGAAGACAGGUAUUAUGGUGGGAUGAUUUAACCGUUGGAAGUGUUUAAAAAGCACUGGUUACCAGCGGUAGGCGGUAGCUGAAGAACAAUCUUCGAUUGGUCAGCGGUUAUCUUCGUGCCCGAAAUGAGAUAGAGAGACGGUCAAGUUAACAUAAGCAGAUUAACCUUGUUGAAAUUAUCAACAUUCUCUCUCUCUCUCUCUUUCCGAUCAUACGUCAACGGGUGUAUAAGAUAGUGCGACAGGCAGAGAGACAGAAGUUGAUUGUGUACAGACGAGGAAAGUUCCGGCAGUCCAAAGCGUGAAGUUUGCUGAACAAACAACUCGGAUAUACCGAGUCAUGAAAAUUGGGAGAACACUGCUUUCCAAACUUUCGAGGAGAAUCGACCAAGUGAUGGAUAAUUUGGGACGGACCGUCGCUUCGCAGACUUCGCCGACCCGCGAAAACUCGUCAUCAGCGACGUCGUCGGUGCUCAAGGAGGACGAAAAAACGAGGACGAUGGUGGCGCCGAAGGAAGAGGUCAUUCGGUACAUCGCCGAUUCCCUGAUGAAGGUCGGCGCCAGUAAAGAGGACGCCGUAACCGUAGGCGAACAUUUGUUCACGGCCGAUUAUAGGGGCCACUUUAGCCACGGCAUGAACCGCAUGGAGAUGUACGUUCAGGACGUGGUCAAAAAGUUGACCGAUCCCAAGGCUAAACCUCGAAUAAUAACCGACUUCAAGGCAGUAGCAACGGUGGACGGAAUGAACGGUUUUGGACAAGUCACGGGUAAGUACUGCAUGGAGUUGGCAAUGAAGAAGGCGAAGGAGUACGGAAUAGGAAUGGUGGCGUGCCGAGGUUCGAACCACUACGGAAUAGCGGGCUACUACUCGCUGAUGGCGAUGUCGGAAAACCUAUUCGGCUUCUCGUGCACGAACACGAGUCCGCUGAUGGCACCAACGCGAAGUCGGGCCGCGGCGCUGGGAACGAAUCCCAUAUCGUUGGGGGCCCGGGGCUCAACGUCGAACGACGACUUCGUCUUGGACAUGGCGACGACUUGUGUUGCCCUCGGUAAAAUGGAGCUCGCCUCCCGCAAGGGGGAGCCGAUUCCCGAAGGCUGGGCUCUAGGUGCGGAUGGAAAGCCGACCGUCGACGCAGCCGAAGCCGUCAGAACCGCCUGCCUCAUGCCGCUCGGUGGCGAGGAACGAAACUCGGGUUACAAAGGCUACGGGAUGGCGCUGAUGGUCGAGGUUCUCUGCGGCAUACUGACCGGCAGUAAAUUCGGCCCCAAUAUAAGAAAAUGGGACUCGAGUUCGGGCGACGUUGUCGCCGAUCUGGGACACUGCUUUGUCGCCAUCGAUCCCGACGCUUUUGUCCCUGGCUCCAGGGACCGUCUUACGGAUUUGGUCGGACUGCUCAGGGGCCUUCCAACCGCCGGUGAUAUGCCCGUUUUGAUACCAGGUGAUCCGGAGAGGGGACACAUGCGGAAAGUCGAUCGCGAGGGUGGAAUUACUUAUCACGAUAAUCAAAUCAAGGCCUCAAAAUUGUUCGCCGAAAAAUUGGGCGUUCAACCGAUGAGACUCGUGGAAAAAACAAUUUGAAACGAUCACUAAGUUUCGACUCUUCUCUUGCAUUCUAAUUUUUGAUCCAGUUACUACGCGCUUUUGUUCUCUUACUUUUUUUCACCGAUGUCUAUUCUGACUGGAUGGCUGUCUAGCGUCCUCGGCCUGACAAUGAGUCGAUAAGAAGCAGGCGAAAUCGACAUCAGCGCUUCAAUAGCCUCAAUGGAACUAACGAACCAAGUGGUUCACUGUCUAUGUCAUUGGCUAAAGCGACGGAACCGUUUGACUAAAUCGGUUUCUGAUAGGCUAUCAUCCACGUGACCCGUUAGUUUAACUUUGGCUAUUGCAGCGCUAGUGUCGAUUUUUGGUGCUUCUGAUCGACACAAGCUGCCCUGUACUGGAAUCAUAGGAGUCAGCCAUCCAGUUAGUACAGAGAUCAGUGCUUUUUUAAACGACAUUCGGCGAUUUACUUUCUUUUUCUUCCCUAACUUCCCUAACCCUUUCUAAUGGCUGCCAUCUUGAAACUUGUCCGUACAAUUCGAACAGAAAAAUGUCAGUGAUAUGCUUUACAGAUUGCAGAAUCUAUUGUAUAUGAAUCUACUGUAUAUUAUUGAGAUUAAAUAUAUCGAAUAACAAUUACGAUGCCACGUAAAAUUUCAUCAAUGUCAAAUUAAAAAAAAAGGUUUACUGUAAAAAAAAAAAGAAAAAAACCAAUAAUCGAAAUUUUUUCAUCCAUUUUAUUUUUUCUUAUUUGGUCAAUUUUCAGGUUAAAAUAUCGCCGGGAAAUGUGCACACCGAAUCUUCCUCUUUGCAAAUAAUUAUGUCGAUUACAAUAUAUUAUACGAGAGUAACACAAAGAAUACAUUAUUGCUUUGUUACCUAAUUAUAGUUCCGUUUGCCUAUUAUACCUUUGUUAUUGCUGAUUGCUUUUUAACGACUAAAAAUGUCCUAAUUAUAUUGUUGUACCGAUAUACGCUUGUGCAGCUCCACGUCGUCUACUAUCUAAGGAAUUUAUAAAUUGUCAUAGAAAUAAUAACGUACUAAUAUGCACGUAAAGAAAAAUAUAUACAUACAUGCACAUGUCAUCAUGUGAUUUUGUUAAGUUUUCAAAUGGGUUAUAUUCUACUGUAAUUUUAACCACGUACAAAACUGUUAUUGUCUAAGUAGACGGUAAAUGACAAUGAGAAAUUACUGUCAUAACUGUAAUUGUUGAAAAAUUGUCUUAUCGAUGCAUGAAUAUAUAAUGGUUUGUAAAUACGUGUAUAAAAAUUUCGAUGUUUUCUGAAAAAUAAAA
This is a messenger RNA of Neodiprion virginianus, 3540 nucleotides long. RefSeq lists its product as uncharacterized. The record is from RefSeq and is a predicted model, not a curated record. Gene Ontology annotation, molecular function: oxidoreductase activity. The transcript is spliced from 3 exons. Lineage: Eukaryota; Metazoa; Arthropoda; Insecta; Hymenoptera; Diprionidae. The coding region runs from base 1047 to 2285 and encodes 412 amino acids.